Aspergillus caelatus is the source of this 2532-nucleotide messenger RNA. RefSeq lists its product as uncharacterized. The record is from RefSeq and is a predicted model, not a curated record. NCBI's taxonomy places the organism in Eukaryota, Fungi, Ascomycota, Eurotiomycetes, Eurotiales, Aspergillaceae. Gene Ontology annotation, molecular function: RNA uridylyltransferase activity. Gene Ontology annotation, biological process: RNA 3'-end processing. The transcript has a single exon. The coding region runs from base 418 to 2424 and encodes 668 amino acids.
CGCCACCCCUUAUUCAUUUGACCUCUCACUGUGGUAUCACUUCUGCUUAGGCUAAGGGUCAGUUUACGGGUUAUCUCGAAAAUAACAACAAGGAAAGAAGUUAAAGAAGAGGCUUGGAAACGAACCUCUUCCCCUUUCACAUCAUGCUCCUUCCCGCCAUCGCGUUAUUGUUCUUCUCACGGUAUCUACAUCUUGAACGCCUAUGUUCCCAUUUAUAUCUCACUUCUAUUGAUUGACUUGUCGCCAAUGCUAGAAGACUGUCAGUAUUGGCAGUCACAUCGCUCACUCGAUCAAAAAUUCCAUCUUAUAGUCCCUUCUCUCCAUUUCCUACUAUCUAGUUUCUUGCACUUCGACUAACAACGGUCAAUCAUACCCUGUAAGGUCCCUCAACAUUCUAAAUCAUGUGCUGCACCCGUUAUGACUGAUAAAAGAUACGGCCUUGCACGUGGGUCUACUACCAUUACUCCGAUAUCCUCAGGAAUGGACGACCUGCCGUGCCAUGUCAUUGAUAUGCUAAGUCAUGCCAGUGCGCAACUGUUAUCCCAACAGCAGCCAGUAAUCUCUUGCCACCUUGCGAAUCAUUGCGAUAUCCAGAUCAGCACUACUAAUUCAACUCAUCGUCAAAAAAGGUUCUUUUCAAAGAGCCAUAUUGAACAGUGCACAAUGAAUGACAAAACUGCCACAUAUCCUGUACACUGCCAAUCAGUCUUAGAGAUUACGCACCCCAGUAAUCCAGCUGGCUAUUCCUAUUCACAUGCCCCCAGAACCCGGCUCGGUGAUCAACAGUCUGAUCCUUGCAGGCGAGCUCAACUUCAGAUAAACUAUUUAAACUCCCUAGCAGCCCGAGUGCCCUCUUUCGGCUCACUAGCUAGCGAAUUUCGCAGCAAGGAAACCCUGCGAGAUUUACUAACCAACAUCGCCCGGGAAGCGCUUGAACGACAUUCCAAGCAGCAUGGCUAUACGACUAGAGAUAAAACCAUUGACCUCAAAUGCUUUGGCAGUCUGCGGAAUGGUUUCGCAUUGCCUGGGGCUGACCUUGAUCUAGUAAUGACCACCCAUGGAGAAGUGUUCCCAAAAGAUAUAGAAGCAAGGUGUCCCCAAAUUCUGUAUAAAGCAUUUCUUGAUGCCGGCUUCAAUGCUCAAUUAAUUCAAAAGGCCAGGAUUCUGAUCGUCAAAUUGUACGAACCUCCUUCCCAAGGUGUCUUAACCUCGCUCGGGGUUGAAAGCAGAGGACAGAAUAAUUACCGUUUUCCAAAGCAGGCUACAAAUCUGGAGGCCCUAUCUUCAGUAGACAUUCAAUGUGACCUCAAUUUUUCUGGGCGCUUGGUACUAUACAAUACCGAAUUACUUCGCUGUUACGCCCUAUGCGAUGAAAGGGUGCGUGUUAUUGGUCUUUUCGUGAAGAUGUGGGCCAAGGCUCGAAAAAUCAAUCGUCCCAACUAUGGAACACUCUCUUCGGAAGGCUACAUUCUCAUGGUCAUCCACUACUUGAUGAACGUGGUAGACCCGCCUUUGGUUCCUAAUCUUCAGCUUCUGGGUCGGCUGUCCCCUAGACACUCCAGCACUACGAAUCCUAGCAAGUACGAUAUCCGUUUUUUCAAAAAUGAGACUGAACUUAGGAAGAGAGCCUGGUAUAAUAUGACUUAUGGUAAUCGGCAAUCCGUGGGCGAGCUGCUUCGUGGCUUUUUCGCAUACUAUGGAAGCCGGUGCAAAACUACGCCCUCAGGCGCUUUCAAUUGGAUCCAGGACGUUAUUUCAAUUCGCACGCAGGGUGGCAUCCUUUCCAAACUGGAGAAAUUCUGGAACACCGCAAGGACUGACGAACAAGGACAUCGACUCAGGUUCCUCAUAGCAAUUGAGGACCCCUUCGAACACAACCAUAAUAUAGGCAGAACUGUCACAGACAAGGGUCUGGAAUCUAUCAGAGCAGAGUUCUCCCGCGCUCAGAUCAUCAUACGUAGAGUUCAGGAAAUUCCAGGAGUCGGGUGGGAAUGGCGAACGGACAAUGGCCACGUAGGUCAGGAUCUGCUUGCUGAAGCGGAAGAACACUUAAACCGACAACAACCCUGUAGAACGCCCAAAUUCGCCGGGUUCGACCAAGUGUCCAGUACUCGCGGUAUGGAUUUCUCGAGUGAAAUUGGUACCUAUAGCAGACUUAUAUGCCCCUCGGCAGCUGCCCAGAAGCAGCGGACACAGCGCGAGAAUUUUCAUCGACAAGCUACUCUCGCUGCAAACACGAUGCGACGAAUGUUGCGUAUUCCAGAUGGCCAAGACCCAGGCGCUUUUUACGGAGUGACUCUUGAUUCAAUGCAAUUCCAUAGAAGGGAUUCGGCUGCUCAAAGGCAAAUGAAUCAAUGCGCAACAGAUACGGCCAAUAUUGACCUGCUUGCUACGCUUCCUUUCAAUGAAAAGAGCCUCUGUUGAAAACCUGCUUUAGCUUUGUCAUUGAUUAGUUCCCCGUUCAUUAUUCUAAUCUCGGGUUCAAUGUCGUUAUGGUGGCAUGCACUGCUGGUAUUCAAAUAAAAGCUUUUC